Gadus morhua (Atlantic cod) is the source of this 3080-nucleotide messenger RNA. RefSeq names its product coiled-coil domain containing 146 (gene ccdc146). Gene Ontology annotation, cellular component: cytoskeleton. The record is from RefSeq and is a predicted model, not a curated record. Lineage: Eukaryota; Metazoa; Chordata; Actinopteri; Gadiformes; Gadidae. The transcript has 23 exons. The coding region runs from base 104 to 3025 and encodes 973 amino acids.
CAAACAGAGGUAGCAGUGAUUUGACUCAGCGACGAAAUCAACACUAAACUAGUGUUUAGCUGCUCCGUUUUCCUAUGUACAGUCUCCAAAUAACGCAGAAAGCAUGGACAGGUCUGGAUCAGUAGAGCUGGUGAUGGAGAAGGAGGAGGAGGAGGAGGAGAAGGAGGAGGGAGAGAAGAUGGAGGAGAAGGAGGAGGAGCAGGAGGAAGAGGAGGAGGAGGAGGAUGAAGAGGAUGAAAUACCUGCAAGGGCCUUGGCGCUUGAAAUGGACAUUUCUGCCAGCCCAGCUUUCCAGUGUUUGGAUGAGAUGUUCUCCUCAGGCCAAGUCAGUGCAACGAAAGUAGCCAAGCUGAAGGCCAGCUAUCAGCUGCUACGAGACACCUUGAGAAGGGCCCUGGUGACGGAGGAUCUGCUCCUCCAGGAGGCCCAGGGGUCCCGGGCCAUGCUGAAGGAGCUGCGGGACCAGGAGGAGGAGGCGGAGGAGGAGCAGGUCGCCCCCUCGCCACCCGCGGACGCCGAGGCCACCCGCCUGCGGCGGCAGCUCCUGCAGGCGCACAACGACGUGGAGCUGGCCCGGAACCGGGACUGCACCCGCCGAUACACCCUGCAGCGUCUCCUGGAAGAGAAGCUGUGUUGGGAGAAGGAGUGUGCGAAAUACAAGUCCAAGCCUGCUAGUUUGGACGCCCUGAGGGAGAAACGAGAGGAGCUUACGAAGGAGGUGGCUCAGAGGCGACUAGAAGUCAGGGAUCUGAACGAUCAGAUGCAGGCCGUCCUGGGUCAGACGCUCCAGCAGCAGAAAGAACUGGAGGAAAAGAAGGAAGUGAUGGAGAAGACCCAGGCUGAAAUGGCUCAACUAGUAAUGGCCCCUGUCCAGCUCCUGAAGGAGAUGGACCGAGUGCAGCACAGAAAGGCAGACGCGGGGCGUAAGGUGGCGUCCCUGGAGGCGGAGGUCGGCGCGCUGACGGAGCAUCUGACGGAGACCGAGCGGAGGCACAGCCAGCUGGAGAAGGAGAAGAGCGAGCUGGUUCUGGAGCGGAUGGAGCUGGGGUCGAGGUUGGAGGCGGCCGCCCAGGCCCACAGGGAGGGGCUGAAGGAGAGGGCCAGAACCAAGGAGAAGGAGCUCUACCUGCUGGGAGAGAGAGACAUUCAGGGGAUGAAGGUGAUUGACUUGGUGACUGACAGCAGGCUGCUCAACGAGAGCCAGUACAUCCAACUGAGGGAGAGAGACAGGCAGAUAAGAGCAUCCAAGCAGAUGGAGCUCCUGCUACAGCAGGCCACGGAUCAGCUGCUCCAAACCCAGAGUCUGCACAACAAGACCAAGGCUCAGAGAGACGCCUGGCUCAAAGGCGACGGCGUAGGGGGCGUCGCCCAGAGGAAGGCGGAGCUACAGAGGGACGUGGACGCUCUCAAAGCCAACCUCAAACACCAGCUGGACCUGUUCCAGGACGAGGGCCAGCUGGAGCAGCAGGGCUCCCGGGUCCAGGCUCUGCUCCGGGAGUCGGGCGAUCUGCGCUCGGACCUCCACAGCCUGGGCCGCCUCACGCACAUCAAGGCCGACGAGAGGGACCAGAAACACCGGCAGCUACGCAAGGCCGAGCAAGCCAGGACGCUUGUGGAACAGGAGCGCCGGGAGAAGGACCUGGUCAUCAUGGACCUUCACAAGCUGCAGAGCGCCCUGCAGCACAGGCUGUCUGAGCGGGCGGAGGCCUACAACCUGCUGCAGGCGGAGACCCAGCGGGCCAUGGCCCAGCGGGACCUGGCCCUCAGGGAGGUGGAGGAGCUGGUGGAGAAGGGCCAGGCGCUGGACAAGGAGGUGGAGAUCCUGAACACCGCCGCCGUCAAGAAGGACAGGACAAUGGUCGAGGCCCGGAAGAAACAUUCCCACGGCCGCGCACAGCAGGAAAGUCUCUCCAAAGACAUCUCCAAAGUGGACCGGCGGCUGCGGGAGGCGGAGGAACGCAGCGAGGAGCGAGCGGCAACGGCCCACGCGCUGAAGCAGGCCGGGGACGAGCGGGAGCAGGAGCUGCUGGCCCUGACCAGGAGCUACCACGCCGCCACGCACAGACGCAAGACCCUCAGCCUCCAGCUGCUGGAGUGCGAGGCGGAGGGCAGCCUGCUGCAGCAGGGCGCCCGGGGGCGGGCAGCGGCGCUGGACGCCGGCGGCGCCACCCUGGACGCCCUGGAGGAGCACGCCCGGACGCUGAGGGUGGACGCGGCCGAAGAGCGCCGCUGCCUCGCCCUGGAGACGGGCCGCGCCGCCCAGGCCCGCGUCGUGGAGGCCGAGUUCGCCGCGCUGUGGACCGAGCUGCUGAAGGCCCGGGCCCAGACCUCAGUGCUGGCUGAGGAGCUGAGCCUCAGCGGAGACCCCUCCUCCGUGUUCAAGGAGCUACUGGGGCCCCCGGCUCCGGGGCCCGAGCUGAUAGAGAAGGCCCAACACUUGGAGGACCGUAUAAUGAAAUGCGAGGAGCAGCUGAUGGAGAAGGAGCUGCUCCUGGAUCAGGUGACCAGGCUCUCUCAGCCAAUCAGAGACCAGCUGGAGAACGGCCAACAGGAAAGGCUGCAGAUGGCUAAGAAGCUGAACUCACUUCGUUCCCAGAGCACUGGCACCAACCAGCGCCUGAUGGCGGUGGCGGCAGAGCUGUCCAUGAGGCAGGCCCAGGCCCUGGCCCUGGAGCAGGAGGUCAGGGAGAGGAAAGAGCAGGUGGAGGAGUGUGAGCGCCGUCUGGCACAGGGUGUCUCCCCCGGCCUGGAGGUGGAGGAGGAGUGGAGGAGGCUGCUCAGGGACAGGAGGAGGAGGCAGAAGGAGGCGCAGGAGAGAGAGGAGCGUGAGGGAGAGGAGGCGUGGAACCAGCUGCCCGGCGGCGUGUUCACCACGGCCGAGCCGCGGCCCAACGCCUACAUCCACAGCCAGGGCCGCCUGCCGCUGCCCAGACCCUACGGGGCCCCGGGGCCCUUCAAGCCCACGGAGCCCGGGGCCAACAUGAGGCACAUCCGCAAGCCCAGACUCAAGCCAAUAGAGAAAUAGAGGCAGACAGACGGACCGACGGACACACAGACCGACGGACUGACGGACGGACACA